Molecule: messenger RNA, 1823 nt
Organism: Botrytis cinerea B05.10
Lineage: Eukaryota; Fungi; Ascomycota; Leotiomycetes; Helotiales; Sclerotiniaceae
Exons: 2
Coding region: 1085-1585 (166 amino acids)
Source: RefSeq, a predicted model, not a curated record
GAUACUAGAAUUAUUUCUUUCAUUGUUCAGUUUGUAGUGAUUUCUUGUGUUGGAUUUUGGAGUUCUUGGAGUCCUGUUUUAAGAGAUGUUGUCAAGUGACGAUGAUUUUCCAAUGUGCGCGAAACAGUCCGAGAAAGUCCUCAGAUCUGUACAACUAUUUUUGUACUCAACUUCACCUAUGAAGCACAUCUUCAGUCGAUAUUUUGACUUGUUGAUCUUUCUCGCAGUUGUCUGCGCGUAUAAUUCGGUAAAAUUCAUACUAACCGCUUCCACAGUUGUGUAGGAAUCAGUGAAUGAACGCUGGGUUGAACGUCGGCGCCUCUGUGUUUUUACGUUACUCAAACAAUUCGACCUUUCAAACUUAUUACUGUUCUCCCUAGUGCUCACUGGUGCAAUUCUUGCACGCUGUGUGGUCAUAAGACCAGAUGCAUGAUUUUUUUAAGCCUCCCGGCAACAGUUCCUGUCGUAAAAACUCACGAAUAAAUCAUAUGAAAGUCCUUCAUACCCAGAGAUUCGGUCAAUUCCUUCCAGUCCUAUCGCCUUUAUAUUGAAUGUUUGCAGCUUUGAUACGUUCCUACUGCAAUGACGCAAGUCCUUUCUUGUCAAAUGGGAUCUAGACCAUGUAUGAUGUUACUGGUAUUAGACACGGAAAGGACUUUGUAAGAAGUAACUUGCAUUUUGUUUUAGCGAAUUUAUUUUAGGGCAUUACUGGUUAAAGACUGACUAUUGGGCAAGCUUGGAAUCAAACGCGUGGUGGAAGACAUUGUUGUGCCCCCCCUAAAAUAAGCGAGCCAACGAGUUGGUGCUCAAAACAUCGUACAGGACUCAUCACGUACGAUUCUAAGGCGAGAUUCUUGGAUUUUGCUUUUGCCUGGAAUCUAUCGGAUGGAUAAGCAAAGGUACAGUGCGCUCCGAAAGGAAGAGUUGGGAAGUUGUAAAGUGUGCGGCAGAGAAAAAAUAUAUAAACGAGGGUUAUAGAAGUAAUGUGUUGUUAAUUGACAAACAGCCACUUCUUUUUAAAUCAACUCGAGAAUCCCAAGAUAACUCAUCCAUCUCAAACAGUUGAAGAUCCGUUCUUAUCAAAAUGUCGAGUAAUAAUCCUACAUAUCAGAAUCAAAACUCCAGCGGAUCUGACCAAAAUCCUCAAUACACUCAAUAUCAGCAACCGCAAGGUUACCAGCGACACUCUGAAGGAUACCAACAAUCCACCUACCAAGAACAGUCAUACCAGCAAGAUCCAUAUGCCCAAUCUUAUUCCACACAACCUCAAACCCAACAACUCGUCCACCAAAAUCCGUCUUACCAAACUGGUCAGUACCAGCAAACUACCCACCAGAGUACUCCAAACACAUGGACUCCACAAUACAAUCAGCAACAAGACUUCCAGACACAAUAUCAAACCAUGCAGCCUGCACCGCUUACACAACAUUCGCUUCAAAGUCUGCCGGCCCCUGGUAGAGACAAUAUGAAUGUGUAUUUGGGAAAUGAUCAGAACUUCGAGAGAGUGCCGCAAGGAUUGGAUACGAGACGUGAAGCCGGACUCCAAGAAUGGGAAAGAGGUUGGAACGCUGCAGGGCGAAGAUGAAUAAGGCUAGCGCUGGGUGUUUCUCGUUUUUUUAUUUUUUAUUUUUUAUUUUGGAUUGUCUUUGGGUGAGCGGGAAUGGUGGAAAUAAUUUGUGAUGACGGAAUUACAAUGAUGAUUGAUGGGUUGAAUAACGAGGGUUUAAUUUAAUGUCGAAUCUCGCGCAGAGAAAGAAGUGUGUUGAAAGAUUAUUGUGUGCAUGUGCGGCUUUGGGGAAGCGUGGACAAUAUAGUUUAAUUCA